Messenger RNA from Alosa sapidissima (American shad), 1237 nucleotides. It is a transcript of the gene ap1s2, whose product is annotated as adaptor related protein complex 1 subunit sigma 2. Gene Ontology annotation, biological process: vesicle-mediated transport; intracellular protein transport. Gene Ontology annotation, molecular function: clathrin-cargo adaptor activity. Gene Ontology annotation, cellular component: AP-1 adaptor complex; membrane coat; intracellular membrane-bounded organelle. Bases 118 to 591 code for a protein of 157 amino acids. Lineage: Eukaryota; Metazoa; Chordata; Actinopteri; Clupeiformes; Clupeidae. The record is from RefSeq and is a predicted model, not a curated record. The transcript has 5 exons.
UGUCUAUGGCCACAACCAUCUCAACUCUCCUUACUCCACCUUGAAAGUGUUUAUGUAGCGGUUCAACCAUUCUCCUUCGCACAUGUUCUGCAAAAUUUGGUAUAUUUCAGUGUAAAGAUGCACUUCAUGUUGCUGUUCAGUCGCCAGGGUAAGCUGAGGCUGCAGAAGUGGUAUGUGCCCAUAGCUGAUACUCAGAAGAAGAAGAUCUCCCGUGAAGUUAUACAAAUGGUGUUGGCUCGCAAGCCCAAGAUGUGUAGUUUCCUGGAGUGGAGGGAUCUUAAAAUCGUUUACAAAAGAUACGCAAGUUUGUAUUUUUGCUGUGCUGUGGAGGACCAGGACAAUGAGCUGAUCACCCUUGAAAUUAUCCAUCGCUAUGUGGAGCUACUAGACAAGUAUUUUGGCAGUGUUUGUGAGCUGGACAUCAUCUUUAACUUUGAGAAGGCCUACUACAUCUUGGAUGAGUUCAUCCUUGGCGGAGAGGCACAAGAGACCUCCAAGAAGAAUGUGCUCAAGGCCAUUGAACAGGCCGACAUGCUUCAAGAGGAAGCUGAAGCGCCACGCAGUGUCCUGGAGGAGAUAGGGCUGACAUAAAGCACCCCCUCCCCCGGAUCUAGUGUUGCGUGUAAUUCUCCAUUUAAAAAAACACUACCGCUAGUCUGGUUGGUUGGUGCUGUGCAUAUUUGUACAGUUCCUUUUCGGAUGUAUUUGCAGGGAACACUGACCAGACAUACACCACUGGCCCUUGGUAUGGGUAGAAGUGUUAUGUGUGUCAUUUGAAAAAAAACAAAAAACGACUGGACAACCAUCCACUGCCUUAAAAAUACUCAAUCUCAAUUUGUACAUUUUCUGAACGUGACACUUGUUUCUUUUACGGUUUCUAUUGUGUGUUUUUACGUAAUGUAGUCUCCAAAGAAAGGUGUAUUUGCCAUUCAAGGCAAACAGACUGAAGACGACUCAGUAGACAAGAUAAUUAGCAUUAGGGAUAACUGGGCCUGGGAUUAUCUGUAGCAUGACCUAAACACUGUUACGUAGAUUUUGCAAUGCGUUUUUCCAAGUGUCAUUUGAAUAGUGUGGCUUUAUGUUUACAAAUUAGAAAACAAAUAACAUUCCUUUUAGACUUGUCUUGAUCGUCUCCAUCUAUCCUCAGUAUUAACAUUACGAUAAGUAUAGUGCUUCAGUCAUUAUGUAUGUGGAUUUGAGUCCUCACUGUAUGUGUAUUAAACAUUACCAAACAAUU